ACACAGGAGAAGGCAAUUCCCCCGGAGCCAUGGAUUACCAAAAAAACCAAACGACAGAAGCGGCAAAGAGGGACGAUUAUGGCUACAAUCAACGUCUUCGUCAAAGUGAUCCAAGAGAAUUUUACAGCAGAGAUGGCUAUUCCUGGCUCUCUUGCUUUCCGGACUUUUGCGGCCCAAUUUGAGCAGCAGAUGAAUAUUUUCUAUGCCAACAUUCCUGGGUACCAGAAAGUAAUUGUGAUUCGUCUGAGCAACGGUAGCAUCAACGUGGACCACCAAGUGAUUCUGCAGGUGCCUUUCUCCAAAUUCAAUGCCUCCUACAAUGCAGCUGUGGACAAAAUCCAGACUAAGCUGCACAGCAAGGAGCAAGUUUGGUCCUCCGAGAUCAAAGGGAAGCUGUGUUUCAACUCGAGUGAUUCUGUGGUGAUUGAAGUGCCUCUCAGUCCUCAAGACUUGUCCAAAAUCUGCAGAAAUGACUCUGUGAUCAAGCAAGAGCUGCAGCCGUAUUACCUGGCCCGAAACAUUAGCAACCAGUUGCAGUGCGUCUCCAACUGCAGCUUUUUCCACCAGGAUCCCUUCCGCUGUGACAAGGGAAGCUGCUACAUCCAGGCAGAUGGGCCGAACUGCUACUGCCAGCAGUCGGACGCCUACUGGUACACUGGCCGACACUGUGAUCAGAGCGUCAGCAAGGUUGGGGUGGCCGUGGGGGUGGCCCUGGGCCUGGCAGUCCUGCUAUUCCUCAUCCUGCUCCUGGCCGCCCUCCUCUGCUGGCAGUGCAGACGCCGAAGGAAAGACCACAGGCAGUUGUAUUUGAACCCCAAUGAGGAGAAAUGGUACGAGAAUGAUUCGGAUUGGGUGGCCAGGCCUCAGGGCCUCCCCCCACAGAGCCCCCCAGCCCAGCAACAGCGGCCAGCCCCUUCUGCCAGCACCAGCAGGGAAGAUGCCUGCCCCACACCCACCCAGGGCAGCUUCGGGCCUCAGCUCGACCAAGUGGACAUCUCCCUCCAGGCACAGAUUGCUCGGCCCCAGAUAACCCGGCUCUGAAGACGCCUUGGAAGCCAAAGUUGGACCAAGGCAGCUUUGAUGGGCUGCUCGUCCCAAGGGUCCUGGCCCACCCCUGACCUGCGGACUGGGGCGCCUUGGAACAGCCCCUGAGGCUGUGGGGGGAGAAGGAGCCUCAGUGUGACUCCUGGACGUCUGGAUGCUGAAGUGUAAGCCGC
Molecule: messenger RNA, 1217 nt
Organism: Ahaetulla prasina
Lineage: Eukaryota; Metazoa; Chordata; Lepidosauria; Squamata; Colubridae
Product: mucin-17-like
Exons: 10
Coding region: 79-1041 (320 amino acids)
Source: RefSeq, a predicted model, not a curated record